UUAUUGCGCCUGACAGGUGAAGGUGACGAGGUUAGGUGCUGCAGCAGGGGAGACACCGCCCCCCCCUCUUCGCUCUCCGCUAUGUUGGGGGCUCAGCCCUUGCGCCUCCGUCCGAUUUGCACCCAGGCUCGCUUUUUUGCCGCCGCCGCCGCUCCAGAAUCGGCACCCCCAAAGAAAACUCAGUUUGGUCCCCUCAAAGAUGAGGAUCGCAUUUUUACUAAUCUUUAUGGACGUCAUGAUUGGAGGUUGAAAGGGGCUUUGAGCCGAGGUGACUGGUAUAAAACCAAGGAAAUCCUGCUGAAGGGUGUUGAUUGGAUCUUGAAUGAAAUAAAAACUUCAGGCCUGAGAGGCCGUGGAGGAGCUGGCUUUCCCACUGGCCUCAAAUGGAGCUUUAUGAAUAAGCCUCCAGAUGGCAGGCCUAAGUACUUGGUAGUGAAUGCAGAUGAAGGGGAACCAGGAACUUGUAAGGAUCGGGAGAUUAUGCGUCAUGAUCCCCAUAAGCUAAUAGAGGGCUGCCUAGUGGCAGGAAGAUCUAUGGGGGCUCGAGCUGCUUAUAUCUAUAUACGUGGAGAGUUCUACAAUGAAGCAUCAAACUUGCAGGUGGCAAUCAAGGAGGCCUAUGAAGCAGGACUGGUGGGCAAGGAUGCUUGUGGCUCUGGCUAUGACUUUGAUGUCUUUGUAGCAAGAGGGGCAGGUGCCUACAUUUGUGGUGAAGAGACAGCACUCAUUGAAUCCCUUGAGGGCAAACAGGGCAAACCCCGCCUCAAGCCUCCUUUCCCUGCAGAUGUAGGGGUUUUUGGGUGCCCUACCACAGUGGCAAAUGUGGAAACAGUUGCAGUAGCACCUACCAUCUGCCGUCGAGGAGGUACCUGGUUUGCUGGCUUUGGACGUGAGCGUAAUUCUGGCACUAAGCUCUUCAAUAUCUCGGGCCAUGUCAAUACCCCUUGUACUGUGGAAGAGGAGAUGUCAAUACCAUUGCGUGAUUUAAUUGAACGACAUGCAGGCGGCAUUAGAGGUGGCUGGGAUAACUUGCUUGCUGUGAUUCCUGGAGGCUCUUCAACACCGCUCAUUCCCAAGUCAGUGUGUGAGACAGUUCUGAUGGACUUUGAUGCCUUAGUGGAGGCACAGACCGGGCUCGGGACAGCAGCUCUCAUUGUCAUGGACAAAUCGACAGAUAUAGUUCGAGCCAUUGCCCGCCUCAUUGAAUUUUACAAGCACGAAAGUUGUGGGCAGUGCACACCUUGCCGAGAAGGUGUUGACUGGAUGAACAAGGUCAUGUGGCGAUUUGUGAGCGGCAAUGCACAAGUGGCAGAAAUUGAUGCACUCUGGGAAAUUAGCAAACAAAUUGAGGGUCACACUAUCUGUGCCCUGGGAGAUGGGGCUGCUUGGCCUGUGCAGGGUCUAAUUCGUCACUUCCGUCCAGAACUGGAGGAACGGAUGAAGCAAUAUAAUGAAUCUAAAAAGCAGGCAUCUGGAUGAACAGUUAUAAAGCCCACCUCAAAGAAGUUACACUGUUCUAUAAUCUUUUGUAGCCCAUGUCUACUUUUGCUUGGGCUUCAGUAUCAGAGUUUAAUUUCUAUUAUUUGUGACAACCUGCCUCAACUCCCAUUUUUCUUUUUUGUUUUCUUCUUGGGCAGUUUAUUAAAUACUUUAGACUGA
Molecule: messenger RNA, 1659 nt
Organism: Pantherophis guttatus
Lineage: Eukaryota; Metazoa; Chordata; Lepidosauria; Squamata; Colubridae
Gene: NDUFV1
Product: NADH:ubiquinone oxidoreductase core subunit V1
Biological process (GO): mitochondrial electron transport, NADH to ubiquinone
Cellular component (GO): respiratory chain complex I
Molecular function (GO): 4 iron, 4 sulfur cluster binding; NAD binding; NADH dehydrogenase (ubiquinone) activity
Source: RefSeq, a predicted model, not a curated record